CGUGUGAAGAACAAGAAACGACGAAUCAUCGAAUCUCAAUCGUUAGAUUUGUAAUCACAUUUUCGGGCGGGCUGAUUGAAAGUUUGUCUGCAUAGUAUGAUGUAUGGCUACUUUUAUGAUACGAUCAGUAAAACAUUUGAGCAAUAAUAUAAUUUUGACCAUCGCUAAAGAAAAGAAAACUGAUAUGGAGCGACCAUCGAGGAAGACAAAGCUUGUAAAUUAUUCAGAUUUCAAGGACUUGGAUGAUGAUGAGGAUUUUGCCUCUGUAAAAGCACCACCCAGCAAAAAAGCCAAGGAUAAUGUGAAAGAAUCAGCGCAGGAGAAGAGCAAGAAACCUUCAAGCAAGGCCUCCAGUCAAGAGACUGGCUCACAGCCCAUAGGCCGCAAGGACAGGAAACCAUUGGAAGAGAAGCUGUAUGACAGAGAUUUGGAAGCAGCUCUUACUCUGUCGUUGCUUAAAACCACAGAGAUAAAUGAGGAACAAUGUUCUUAUAAUCCAGAAAAAUGUGUCAAGAAUCAACCGCAAAGAGAUGGUGAAAAUCUGGAUCCCUCAUUACGCCUUUCCAACUGCAGUGUGGACAUCAACCUUUUGGGCCUUGACCAGAUCACGAAUGAUCAGGGAUCCCCUUGCGCCCCCUCCAGACAGAGGAAGGCAGCCUCCAAGGCUACAGAGCAGCAAAGGAGCAUGCUGAAGGAUGACGAUGAGGACUACCAGCCCAAAGGGACACCAGAUUCAGAGAGCGAUGCUGAUUUCAGUGAUCCAGCCGAAAGUAGUGAUGAUGAUGAAUUCACUGUAAAGAAACCAGAGAAAAAGAAAACUACCACGAAAGAGAAGACAGCUAAGAAGGAGCAACCAAAAGCUAAACCGCAGGUGGCCUCAAAGGAAGAAAAGCAGCCUUCAAAACCAUCGAAAACCAAACCACAUUUGACAGGGACUCCCAGUCUAAAAACUCCCACCUUAGGUAGAAGUCCAACUGCCAAGCCUGACUACGUGCCCAAGAGGCCUCCUGCCACUUCUCCUGUCUCGAGACCUGCAGUCUCUGGCAGUCCAGCAGGGGGCAGAAUACCCAAGUGGAAUCCUCCAGGUCACGUUGGAAGAAGUCCCGGCUCAUCACAGAGUGCCCCAGUGAAGUCUCCAGGGCAGGGUCUAAGACUUGGACUGUCUCGCAUGGUGCGGGUCAAACCCCUACACCCCAGUGUUGCUAGUCACUGACCCCACCUAGCUAUCAGAGAGGGGCUCUGUGCCUCUCUGCGUAAUUGACAGUUGAUUUUCAGGAUCCCUUUUGUAAUCUAGAUCUGUCUAUUUUAAUAAGAGGCAUUCGAAUUGUACUGUUAUUUGUUAUUAUUCUGGUGUCAUACUCCUUUUAGAACAGCUCAUCUUUUGGACCAUUUGACUUAACAAUGGUCAGUUCCCAACUUUUACUGUUAUUAGGCCUACAGCAAAGCCUUCAGAUUUCAAA
Messenger RNA from Coregonus clupeaformis (lake whitefish), 1460 nucleotides. Its product is annotated as RAD51-associated protein 1-like. Gene Ontology annotation, molecular function: double-stranded DNA binding; single-stranded DNA binding. Gene Ontology annotation, biological process: interstrand cross-link repair; double-strand break repair via homologous recombination. Bases 104 to 1213 code for a protein of 369 amino acids. The transcript has 9 exons. Lineage: Eukaryota; Metazoa; Chordata; Actinopteri; Salmoniformes; Salmonidae. The record is from RefSeq and is a predicted model, not a curated record.